GAGUGCGUAGAGGGUCAGAGUGGGCUAUUAGCAUUUCAGCGACCCCGACCAGCUUCGCCAUGUUUUUUGAGCCUCCAUGUCAUCGCUGACUCUAGGAAUCUAUGGUAGACACACCAUGACGCCUGUAAGCAUUAUGCAUCCCUGUCAUGCUUAUGCGCAGCAGUAUCUUCCUCGAUUCAUUGUGCAUGUCAGGCACGCAAUCCCUUUGUCUGAUACAACGCUGAUUGACUGGCUUGCCUAAUUGAUUGGCUAGUCGAGGGAACGUACUAAAGCUAACACAGUCACCCAUUCAAUAACACUGCGCUGCACGAUGCGGCCUAGAAGAGGUUGCAAUUUAUAAAGAUUCAUAGCAGACGCCGGUCCCGACGAAUCGCAACAGCCCUCUUCCCUCGCACCAGGCUCACCCUUACUCUCACUUUACCCCAUGGAUAACAAGAGCUUUCGCGUUAUCAUUAUUGGCGGCGGCCCGGUCGGGCUCUACCUCGCCCACACCCUCGCGCUUGCUCAGAUCGAUUACAUCCUCUUGGAGCGGCAAGCCUCCGUCCUGAACAAGAACGGCCAUCUGAUCUUCAUCUGGCCCCAGACGGUUCGACUGCUCGAUCAGAUCGGAGUUCACGAGCAACUGAGGGAAGUCGCCAUCCCUCUGCACGCUAAGAAGCGCAUUGAUGGCAUCACGGGCGGGGUCAUGACAAACAGCCACUUCUGGGAGUCUAUGGAAGAGAAUCACGGAUACGCUUUCCUUCCGCUCCUGCGCCCGGAUUUGGUGCGGAUUCUCUACGGCAAUCUCCCGGACAAGGAGACCCGAGUCCGGACCUCAGCCGAGGUGGUGGACAUUCAGACAACCGCGAACGGGGUCCGCGUCUACCUGCAUGACCAAACCGUGCUUCGAGGAGCGAUUGUGAUUGGGGCGGACGGCGUGCACAAUCGCACCCGAUCGCUGAUGCAGACCCUGUUGAGGCGGGCCACGGGGGCCGCCGUGGACAUCGAUCCGAUGGUGGCUCACUUCCACGGCAUCUUCGGCCGGGCCUCUAAUAAGGAUCUUGGGAUCGAGCAGGCAGUGCUGUUGGAGUCGCGCGGCUCCGGAUCAGUAAUCCAAUGCACGGCCACGCGGGAAACCGUCCAUUUCGUAACGCUGACGCCGCUACCUGUUGCUGCCGCGGGUCGGCGCGGGCACCAAGCCACCCUCCAAAAGAUGGAGGCGCACGCAGCUCUGCUGGCUGACAUUGCCGUUUGCCCCGGGGUCCAGUUUGGCGACAUCUGGCGUCGGUCGGACAAGAACACAGCUCGCAAGCUGAACCAAAAGAAAGGAUUCCUGACCUGUUGGCAUCACGACCGCAUCGUGCUGGUCGGGGACGCCGUCCACAAGGGCACCAGCGUCAAUGGCCUCGGGCUGACCUAUAGCCUACACUCAGCGGCGGCCCUAGCCAACAAACUGCAGCAUCUGCUCGCGACCUCCCCGACGAAUCCGUCAACAGUGCUGCUCGACGGCACCUUCAGGCGGUACCAGCGGACCCGCGAGGCCGAGGCGAAGCAGAUUUGGUGCAACGGCCGCGCAAUAAUCCGCCAGGUCACGGCCGUCUCGUGGAUGGCCUGGUUCUGGGAUCACUACAUUCUCCCGUGGGUAGACAUCGAACGCUUCGGCUGGGGGCUCCUUAUUUCGCUGCUACUCAUCCGCCACGGGCAUACCCUCCUAUAUAUCCCAUUCGAAGGGAGGCAAGGAUCAGUGCGCUGGACUCGACAGCCCAAACUGUAAAUAUAGUCGUACUCAUCCGAAGUGGGGGAUCUCGAUGCUGGGGUGGGGGGACCUCCCGCCAUCCUGGGUCUUAACCCUACACGGCGAAUUAUCGCCGCCAUUGGUCAGGGGACCAAUCUGGCAGGAAGAUAGCAAUUUACUGAAAUUGAUUUGCAAUGGUAGAUCUUUAUCACAUGGACGGGCUUAUGGCGCUAGCAGGCGUAAGCUGACGGCCGCUGGUAUUAUGCUUCGCUCGCCCUUUGUAUUAUCUCCGAUCAGUCCGUUCGGUCCUGUACAGACCGACAAGCAUAGAAACUCGUCUCUCUUUCACAUUUAAGAACACUCGACAACUUCAACAGCUCGGAAAACGUCCUAUAAUCAUAACAGAACUGCUUUUUUAUUGAAUUGAG
Messenger RNA from Aspergillus brunneoviolaceus CBS 621.78, 2142 nucleotides. Its product is annotated as FAD-dependent oxidoreductase. Gene Ontology annotation, molecular function: FAD binding. The record is from RefSeq and is a predicted model, not a curated record. Bases 425 to 1753 code for a protein of 442 amino acids. The transcript is spliced from 2 exons. Lineage: Eukaryota; Fungi; Ascomycota; Eurotiomycetes; Eurotiales; Aspergillaceae.